UCGGACCCUGCGAUGGAAGCGUGUCAUAGAAGGCCAGGUAACCAAUGGUCGGCGACGAGGCGGCAGAGGUGGUUCGCUACCGCCACAGGAGACCUCCAGUACUCCGGCGCCACUGGCGCUUACCGCCUCCCGCCCCUUCCGGCCCCUCCCUGUUGCGUGUAGGGCGCGUGUGCAGAGGCGUCCCGAGCCGGCGCGGUGAGGACCAUGUUGCUUCCGAACAUCUUGCUCACGGGUACACCAGGGGUUGGAAAAACCACGCUAGGCAAAGAACUUGCAUCAAGAUCAGGACUGAAAUACAUUAAUGUGGGUGAUUUAGCUCGCGAAGGGCAGUUAUAUGAUGGCUAUGAUGAAGAGUAUGACUGUCCCAUUUUAGAUGAAGAUAGAGUAGUUGAUGAGUUAGAAAACCAAAUGAGUGAAGGUGGAGUUAUUGUUGAUUACCAUGGUUGUGAUUUCUUCCCUGAACGCUGGUUUCAUAUAGUUUUUGUGCUGAAAACAGAUAACAGUGUUUUGUACAAAAGGCUUGAAACAAGGGGUUAUAAUGAGAAGAAACUAAAAGACAAUAUUCAGUGUGAAAUUUUUCAAAUUCUUUAUGAAGAAGCCUUAGCAUCCUACAAGGAGGAAAUAGUGCAUCAGCUGCCCAGCAAUAAUCCAGAAGAUCUUGAGGAUAAUAUCGAUCAGAUAUUGAAAUGGAUUGAGCAAUGGGUCAAAGAUCAUAGCUCUUGACUUACAAGAAUGGCCACCUUACAAUCACUCUUGAUAUCUCUCUGCCCACAUUAUAUAAAUUGUUCAAUUAUCAGUAAAACUUCCUUAUUGAAACUGUGUUGUUGGAGUAGUAGGUGGAUAGUAUAAAGGUUUAUGUUUAGGGUUUUUUUCUCCAUGAGAAAACUAAUCUCAAUUAUCAUGAAUAAUAUUAUUAAGGAUUGAGAAUUAAAACUGUCAUUGUUUAGUGCUUCAAUUGCUAAAGGAUAAAUAAAUCUCACCAAAUGGGUGGAUAUAUUUUAAGUUUAUUACAGAAUAAAAUGAAAGUGAUUUCUUAAAAUAAAACUUAAGACAAAACAUCAGAGUUUUCCAUGUUUAUUUUUCUUUUAAAAAAAAAAGUGUAAAUGGUAAUACUUGCACUCUGUAUAAAACCCAAAAGCCACAAAAGGUAUAUAGACAGUGUCCCGCUUAUAAUGGGUCAACUUAGGAAUUUCUGACUUUACAAUGAUGCAAAAGCAAUAGGCAUUCAGUAGAAAUCACACUUUGAGUUUUUAUCUUUUCCCAGGCUAGUGGCAUGCAGCACUGUGAUGCUGGGCGGGGCAGAGGGCUGCAGCUCCAGUCAGCCACACGAUCUUGAGGGUGAACAACUGAGCCGCUUACAACCAUCCUGCACCCACACAGCCAUUCUGUUUUUCACUUUCAGUACAGUACUCAAUAAGUUACAUGAGAUAUCCAAUACUAUUAUAAAAUAGGCUUUCUGUUAAGAUGAUUUUGCCUAACUGUAAGUUAAUGUAAGUAUUCUAAGCCUGUUUAAUACAGGCUAAGCUAAGCUGUGAUGUUUCAUAGGUUUGGUGUAUUAAAUGCAUUUUCAACUUAGGAUAUUUUCAACUUAUGAUGUGUUUAUUGGGGUGUAACCCCUUCAUAAAUCAAGGAAGAUCUGUACUGGAAAGGAAGUUUCCCUUCAGGCCACUGUGUUCUUCAGUCAUGCUAGAUUCUCUCCCUUUAGGAAAUGAUGUUACUGGUUCCUUGUGUAUCUUUUCAGAGAUUUUAUGCCUGCAAAGCAUGUGUGUGCUUGUGAACAUUAUUAUUAUUUUUUAAGCCUAUGGUAGCACACUAUGCAAAAUGUUCUCUAUUUUUUUCAUUUAAUGUAUUUUGGAUAUUAUACCAUCUCAGAACAUACAGACCUUACUGUUCUUUAUUUAAGAUAUAAUUUAUAUAUAUAAAGCACACCAUUGUAAGGUGUACAACCCAUUGGUUUUUAUCAUAUUCACAAGAUUGUGCAACUAUCCAAUUCUGUAACAUUUUCAUCACCCCACUCAAAAGCAGCUCCAUACCUGUUACCAGUCACUUCCCAUUCUUCCCUUCUCCAAUCUCUUGCUAUCACUUAGUCUACUUACUGUCUCUAUGGAUUUGCAUAUUCUAGACAAUUCAUAUAAAUGAAAUCGUAUGGGGUCUUUUCUAUCUGGCUUCUUUCACUUAGCAUAGUGUUUUCGAGAUCAUCCACGUUUUAGCCUUUAGCCUUAGGAGUACUUCGUUCUUUUACAUGGUCGGAUAAUGUUCCACUGAAUGGCUAUCCCACAUUUUGUUUAUCCAUUCCAUCAGUGACACAGAUGGGUUGCAUCCACUUUGGGUAUUAUUAAUUAUGUUAUGAACGUUUGUGUACAAGUUUUUGUGUAGCUGUGUCUUUUCAAUUCUCUUGGAAACAGCUGAAAGGGAAAUUGCUGGGUCAUACUGCAAUUGAAUUUAACAUUUUGAGGAAAUGCCAAAUUUUUCCAAAGUGACUGCUUUACUUUACAUUCUCACCAUACAUGUAUAAGGGAUCUACUUUCUCCACAUCCUUGCCAGCACUUGCUACUGCCAUCCUUUAGAUGUACAGUCAUAUUUCAUUUUGGUUUUGAUUUAUAUUUUCCUAAUGUCUAAUGAUGUUGAGUAUCUCUCCAUGUGCCUGUUAGUCAUUUGUAUACCUUCUUUGGAUCACUAAUUCUUGUAUGUUUGCACAGAGCUCCAUUAAGGUUGUGGCUUAAUGAGUCCCCUAUUGAUAGACAUUUACAUUGUUUCCAGCUUUUUACUGAACAAUGAUACAAGAAUGGUAAGAAAGAAUAACACAUAAAAUGAACUCUCUUAAUUCACAUGACUACUAUCUGAGGUAUAGGUAUUAUUUCCAUUACAGGUGAUAGAACCAAGGCACAAAAGGGUUAGGUGACUUACUCAAGAUCACAGCUAGGGACUGACAAGGGCUUAAUUUCCAGAAUAUAUAAACAGCUCAUACAACUUAA
Molecule: messenger RNA, 2975 nt
Organism: Vicugna pacos (alpaca)
Lineage: Eukaryota; Metazoa; Chordata; Mammalia; Artiodactyla; Camelidae
Gene: AK6
Product: adenylate kinase 6
Cellular component (GO): cytoplasm; nucleus
Molecular function (GO): AMP kinase activity; ATP binding; ATP hydrolysis activity
Source: RefSeq, a predicted model, not a curated record